AUGGGGGAGGGGCCAAAAGACCCACUUCCCCAUCCCCCGCGGGUGGGCGGGCACCUGCUCAGCAAAGCCGUGCAGGCGAUCGCCCUUCGCCGACCCCUCCUGAGGCACCUCCGGGAACGAGGGAUCCAGACCUGCCUGUGGGUGCUGAACGAGGAGGGCGACUUUGCCGAGGCUUUCGGGGCCGGGGCCAGCGGGGUCGUCACCGAUUACCCCUCCCUGCUCAGGGCCUACCUGGAGGCCCAGCCUGCCCCUCCCCACCCCCCGG
Messenger RNA from Myiozetetes cayanensis, 265 nucleotides. Its product is annotated as lysophospholipase D GDPD3-like. The transcript has 4 exons. NCBI's taxonomy places the organism in Eukaryota, Metazoa, Chordata, Aves, Passeriformes, Tyrannidae. Gene Ontology annotation, molecular function: phosphoric diester hydrolase activity; phosphatidylcholine lysophospholipase A1 activity. Gene Ontology annotation, cellular component: endoplasmic reticulum membrane. Gene Ontology annotation, biological process: glycerophospholipid catabolic process. The annotation marks the transcript as partial. The record is from RefSeq and is a predicted model, not a curated record.